AUGUUUGGUGCCCUGAAUCGUUUCAUUGGACGCCUCGACGGCGAGCCUGGACAGCAACCUCAGAAUGGGCCAAGUGAUAAUGCCUUUGGUUUCCAGGUUCUCCGCAACAAAGACCCAGAGCUGCCGCUGGAGCCUUGGUUUGAUUUUAUUGUGGGAAUUAAUGGACAUAAAAUUGAAGACCCGGACCCAAACCUUUUUGCGACAGAAGUGCGCAAUUGCGCCGGCCUAAGUUUGACGCUGGAAGUCUGGAGCGCCAAGGGUCAACGAACUCAUACCGUCACUAUUCCCAUCCCUGCAAAUAACCCCUCCCUCGGCAUCGCCCUACACCCUGCAUACCGUGCAGGGCUACUGCCACACUCGGACUACAUUAUUGGAACUCCGAGCGGGACAUUGCGCGGAGAGUCCGCACUUGGAGAAUUGGUGGAGGACCAUCUCGACCGCACGUUGAUCUUGUGGGUCUAUAACAGUGAAUUUGAUGUGGUACGAGAGGUAGAGCUAGUACCGACCCGAGGAUGGGGUGGUGAAGGAGCCCUGGGCGCAGAAUUGGGAUACGGCGCUUUGCACCGACUACCAGUUGGAUUGGGUGAAGAGGUACAGGGGCCUGGCGAGGUUGUGUUUGAAACGCGCGAAGACGUAACAGCUGCCGGAAUCCCAAAUUACAGCGCUCCAGGACCGGCGACUGGAGCACCCAGCAAUUUCCUAGUGCCAGCAAAAAUGACCUCGCCUCCACCUCUCAUGCCAUGGGCCCGACCAAACUCCUCAGAAGGGAAAUCUCCCUCAAAUCGUCGAGCAGGGAAAUCGCGCCGCAAUGGACCUUUGCCCGACGGGUUCGAUGACUAUUUUGCCGAGGGUGAACAGAAGAGCCGGGAAGAGGACUUCGCGCCAUCACGGAAAGCAACUCCUCUUCCUCCGCCGCCCAAAGCAAGAGUAUCGCCCAGUAAUGAGGAGAUUUCACCUGAAACAACAGAAGUGGACGGAGCACCAGGGCCAACGGAAGAGAGUUGA
Molecule: messenger RNA, 1005 nt
Organism: Penicillium taxi
Lineage: Eukaryota; Fungi; Ascomycota; Eurotiomycetes; Eurotiales; Aspergillaceae
Exons: 4
Coding region: 1-1005 (334 amino acids)
Biological process (GO): Golgi organization
Cellular component (GO): Golgi apparatus
Molecular function (GO): protein binding
Source: RefSeq, a predicted model, not a curated record